This is a messenger RNA of Camelina sativa (false flax), 1075 nucleotides long. The record is from RefSeq and is a predicted model, not a curated record. Lineage: Eukaryota; Viridiplantae; Streptophyta; Magnoliopsida; Brassicales; Brassicaceae.
UUUAUUUUGAUGACGAAUCUGCUGAAGUUGUUAUAUCAUCUCUAAGGCUUGGUGAUGAACAGGCGAACAAUUUAUUUACAAACUCGAACUGGUUCACGUUCCAAGGAGAUGAAUUGGGCGAAAACACAGGAACAGGAGCAAUAUCUUCUGAGGAAACAAUGGAAGAUGUAAGCUUGAAUGAAACUUCCGGUGGUGGAGAUGAAGAAGACGAAGACUGUUUGAUUACAGAAAGUAAGAACCCUUUUGUCGACUCAGCUGCAGCCACAGCCUCAACCUCAGAAGCAGUCCCUGUAGACGCCGAUAUUGAGAUUGAUGAAGAUGUGGGUUCAGAUGAAUUGUCUCCCGAAUGGGUUAAACGUGGUGAAUCCUCUUCAUCCACUACACCAGACACAGUAGAUCCGUUCCCGGAAGACGACGUGAAGAUGCCUGAUGUGAGAAUCCCAAACGGUUCUUCAUCUUCAGAAGGCGAUAUCAGCCCGAGAUCACCUCCUGUGCCUUCAUUGUUUGGAAAGGACGUUGAGUUUGUGGGAGUUGAGCCAGAAGGAACUGAAAGGGCAAUGGAUCAAGCUCUCAAGGAAGGCAUAGUGGGAGAAGCAGGGCCAAUGAAGAGGAACACCACAACAGCCUCCCCUGGAAAGGAGAGCCCCGAUGAUAGUAUGCAGGAGUACAACGACACUAACUACUGGAAGGUUGAUCAGGAGGUGACUGUAGUUGAAUGACGUGACACAAAUCGUUGUUUGAAGGAUUGAUGACGUGGGACAAUCAUUGUCUGAAGGAUUUCCCAGACAGACCGGGAAGGGAAGGUACGUGUGAAUGUACAGCACUACUAAGUCUAAAGUCUUAAGUCUAAGUCUAAGUCAUCUUUUGUUUUUUAUUUCUGCAUAUUUUACCAAGUGACUGAUAUGCUCUUUUAGGUUUUUACAAGUUUGGAUGCUUUUGUUAUAUGCCUAUCAAGGAUUUAUUUUACUCAGUUUUUCGUAUUACGUUUGACUAUUUGAUUAUUGGGACUCUUGUUGUAAAGACUUUCGUGAGGGUUGCACUUUCUUGGAUAAUAAAAAACUCUGAAUUUAAUGUC